UCCUUCAGCAUCUUCAGGUGUUCAUCAAAUCAGGCAAGACCAACCGUGGGUCCCACCAGGAUGUCUCCGAAAAUCUCCUCCUGGCUGCUGCUCCGUUUGGCCGUCCUUCUGGCUGUUCUUCUGCUGCAGUCCAGCGAAGGGGCCAGAUACCGGGAUUUCGCACGGAAGCACAUUGAUCAUCCUCAGACCCAGGCAGCCAACGCCAACGCCUACUGCAAUCUCAUGAUGCAGCGGAGAGGCAUGAUGAGACGCACCUGCAAACGCACCAACACCUUCAUCCAUAGCAGUCCCGGCAGCAUUCAGCAUAUCUGCCGAGGGGGAGGGACCAAGGUGCCUCGCACUCGGGAUCGGUAUGACAGCAGACGGCGUUAUCGUGUCACCCUCUGCCGCAGUAGAGGUCGUUAUCCUAAUUGCAAUUAUCGUGGCCGGCGACAGAACCGGAGAGUUAGGGUGUCCUGUGUAAACAGGAUGCCUGUUCACCUCGCUGGACUCCGGUAGGCCGCAGCCGCCCACACGAUGCACCCGCAGGAAGCCAGAAACCGAAGGAAAUCCUGCAGCGGCCACGACCUAGCUCUGCUUCGCUUAAUGCUUUCUCAACAAUGGAUCUCUGGGGCAUUUCCAUAGAGCACAUUUAAACUCACUUAGCAGGUCUUCUUUCUCCCCCCGAGAAUCCCAGGACUUGUCGCUGUAUAGAAUGGAGCUUAUAGAUCGCUCAUGUAUAAAACGGAGCUUAAAGAAUGCUCAGUGCUGUCUUCAAAUG
Messenger RNA from Sphaerodactylus townsendi, 760 nucleotides. RefSeq names its product ribonuclease-like. Lineage: Eukaryota; Metazoa; Chordata; Lepidosauria; Squamata; Sphaerodactylidae. The record is from RefSeq and is a predicted model, not a curated record. Bases 61 to 498 code for a protein of 145 amino acids. Gene Ontology annotation, molecular function: nucleic acid binding. The transcript has 2 exons.